Messenger RNA from Durusdinium trenchii, 3993 nucleotides. The record is from the annotation of a GenBank genome assembly. NCBI's taxonomy places the organism in Eukaryota, Dinophyceae, Suessiales, Symbiodiniaceae.
AUGUCUGCGCGCGCCUCACCCGUACGUCCGGUGGUCUCGCGCGUGAAGCUGCCUCAGCCAGGGCGAGGGCAGGUCCGCGUGGCCGACAUCACCGCGGGCUCCGGCUGCGCUGAGCCGGGCAGCCGCUCCGGCAGCGCGCGCUCGCUGGCGGCGCGCUCGGUGCCCACGCCGGUGUUGGACAGCUCGCCCGGUGCGGCUGUGACGCGGCAUGUCCGAACGCCGGAGCUUCGACACGGAAGCACACUGGAGAGCAUCCGGUCCUUGCAUCGAUCCAGUUCGGAGAAUGUGCUGGUAAGAUCGUUACAACGAACUGGGUCCUCCGCACGGGACGGGCCAGAUGAGACGAUUGCCAGCCAGCCGGGCAGUACGAGCACCGGCAAGGGCUUCGAAGCGUCUCUUCCCGCAGCCAGUGUUUGGAACCCAGUGCCGCUGCCCGACCCGCCGGUCACGCCGCGGCCCGACGUGGCGCCCGACCACGUGGCGCCCAACGCGGCGACGGCCACGCCGCCCGUGUCGCAGCUCCACUCGAAGGAGCCGCGCGUGCUGCGGGCCAAUUCCGAUGCCAAGCCGUCGGUCCGCGCCGCGCCCGGUCGGCCGAAGUCACGUCCUCGCCGCCAGGGCUCCUCCGGUCCGCGGCCCCAAUCCGAGCCGCCCCAGACAGGCCAGACGGGCGUGACCGGCGUUCUGCCCGGCGUUCUGCCCAAGCUGCUGGACGAGAUCGAGGAUCACCUGCUACGGCAGACGGCGCGGCCGCCAGUGGAUGCCAGCAGCUGGCUGCAAGAGACUGCGCAGCUGGAGAUCUAUGCGGAGGAGAUGCGGAAGUUGUUGCACACCUUUGAGGCAGGCGAGCUGGUGACCGAGGCUCCCUCCGCGCCCGCUCGAGCGCGCGGGCGGAGGGCAGCAGCGCCCAAGGGCAGCGUGCCGGUGCGCGAGCUGUCCGUGCUUCGUGGAGAUAAGGAGCUCCGCUGGGCUCGGCAGCAGCUGAAGAAUUGUGAGUUAGAAUAUCUCCACCUUCAGCAGCUUUUGGGCAGUAGCGAGAAGCAGCUCUCGGCCCAGCUGCGUCAGGUACAGGAGGCCCUGGAACAGGAGAAGCGACGGGUGAAGCAGCUCGAGCGGGAGAACCACAAGCGCGAGCGCUCGAUCGCCCGCGCGGCGGAGCGCGCUGGGGGCGGUGAGCUGGGGCUGCUGGCGGUGGAUGGCAAUGCUCGGGCGUUGCGGGAGGUGGAACGGCUAGAGGCAGAACUGGAGGUGUUCCAAAUGAAGAACUCCAACCUCCGCAAGCAGGUGGAGGACGAGGAGACCCGGUUGCAGCAGAAUGUGCGCAGUCGCGAGGCGCAAGCGGUGAAGUAUGAGACGCUCAUGGCCAAGUUGGAGAGUGAGGAGACCCAGCGGCGCUUGGCCGAGGAGCAGCGGCAGGUGGACUCGGAGCAAUUGGAGGAAGAGCAGCUCAGGGCCGAGAUCCGCCGCUUGCAGGAGCAGCGGCGGAGUGGCGCGCGGAGUACCGAGCGAACGCUCAAGGAUCGGCUGAGAAGGCUGGAGGAGCUGCGUUCGCAGCAGGUGGAACAAGAGAGCUACCUCACGCAUUUGAAAGCCUCUGAACACCAGCUCCGUCAGCGCAAAGCCGCUGCGGCUGUGCGGAGAAGCCUCCGUCCCGAGAACAGUGGACCAUCCGCCCUAGUGGAUGAAGACAUCAUGCCCUUGGCUCCCAAUGAUGACCUGGUCGAGCCUUGCACUGCCCAGGUGGUGGAGGGUGCGGAUGCAGGAGGGUUGGAGAAUCCUUCAGAGGAGAGCCCCGACCCAGUCGGAGUUGCUGAGGAUUUUAGAGAAGUGGAGGUGGAGGAUGCUUCAGGAGCUGGGGAGGGGGAGCAGGGAGAGGCAGGAGAUGCGAAGGAUGGGGAAGUGGAGCCGGAGGAGGAGCAGCACGCGGAGAAAGAGGAGGAGAAUGAGGAGAUGAAAGAGAAGGAGGAGCAUGACGCGGAAAACCAGGAGAGGGAGGAGACAGAUGAGAAGGAGAAUGAGGAGAACGAGGAGAAGGAGAAGGACGAGGAAAUCCCUGAAGUCGAAAGGGCCCACUUCGAAAUGGCAGAGCUCCAUGGAGUCUCUGAUGAUGAGGUUCCGGAGGAAGAGGUCCCUCCGGUGGCUGUUGAGGCCAGCUUGGAUGAGGUAGAAGAUCCUCAUGAAAUGGAUGCAGAGGAGAGAUCUCAGUCAGAAAUCGAGGCUGCAGGAGGCGUGAUCUCUGCGGCUGAGGCUCCGAAAGAUGCGUCAGAUCCUCCCGUUGCGGAGGUAUGUGAGGAGGCUGUGAGACAGGAGGAUGCGGCUGUGGACCCUGCGGAUGGAAUGGAUGCCGUAGACGUGGCCCACUCGUUGCUGCCUCCAUCCUCAGAGGCCACUGCCCAGGUGGAGGUGCGUGCUGAGGAUGGGGCGAAGCGCCACGUUGCCAUCCCCAAAGCUCCCGGCCUUCCCAAGCAGAAGCGCAAGGCGACCCGGCGCCGGAGCGGAUCGAGCCUGGCCAGCCACACGAGCCAUGGCAGUCGAGGCAGCUCCCGCAGCUCCGCACGGCGGGCGCCCUUAGAGUGCCGCGUGCAUCGACUUCUAGCGGCCUUGAACGAUCGCUUUCUGCCUACCGAGGUGAAGGGCGUGAAGGAGCCUUACAGAUUCGACUCGGUGCUUGCAGCACUGACAUGCCUGUGGAGAGUUGAUGGACGGCGGGUGGCCUCGCCCCAGUGGGUGCAACAGCCCAGCUUCCAUCAGGGUUCCACCAUUUGCCGGGUCCGUGUUCCCAGCCGAAGCGGCUGCAACUGGGGGCUCCAGCAUGUUAUUGCGAAUGCUGCGGUCCUCAUGGGCUGCAACAGCAGUGCAGUCGCUGUGCCUGAAGCGGUUGCACCCUCCACGGAGGUGGUGGCCGUGGAAAGCCUUGAUGACGGCUUGGACCGCUUGCCAGAGCUCAGUGUCUCUCAGCCACUACACGCACCCGAUGAUGCAGCUGCCUCGACGGGCCAAAAGAGCCACUUCGAGGACGAGCCGCGAGUUCCCAUGGCCUCGCCCGAGAGAGAGGCGCGCGACGCCAAGAGCGAGGCGCUCCGCGUGACCAAGCCCAGCCCGACCGUCAGCGUGAAGAGCGGCGGCGCGUUGAGCGCCAACGCCUCGCCCUUCCGCUUGUCGGUCUUCUCCACCUCGACGGACCGAAGUCUGCCAGGCGACAGCGCCUUCCUGUGGGGGAGCCCUCAAGUUUUGUUCCAGCGGUUCCAGCAACAAGCAGUACGCGGCGAGAGCCUCUACGACAGCGACGACGAGCACAGCGGAUCGCACCGCCGCCGCGGCGCCACGGCGUUCGGCGCCUUGGGCAGCGACCUGCCGUUCCUGAAGUGGUCAGAGCCGCAUCGCUUCCGGGAGAGGGCGCGUGACGGGCGCGGGGAGAACCCGGCGCGCUGGGCCCAGCCGCGGGCGUCGCGUCGGGGCGCCGCGGGACCCGAGCGGACGCCCGAGCCGCUGGAGCCGCGGCUGACGCCGGAGGAGCAGCAGCGGCUGGGGAAGCUGGCGGCCCGCGCGCGUGAGGUGCGCGAGCUCAUACGGCCGCAGCUGAAGUCGGAAAUGGACCUGGCAGAAGUCAUCGAUCAGGUGGCCCGUGCGAAUCACUUCGUGGCGGAGUCGCUGCCGCACGCCGCCGAGACGCUGGGCGUGCAUCCCAGCGGAUUGGUCUUUCAGGCCUUGCUGUUGAGAGCAGGCGCCAAGUACGGUGGCCGUGGUAGUUCAGCGCCUGCAGUGGAGUUAGAACCAACCCUCAGUGAGGGCAAGGUGGAGAAGCUGGCCUGGGCAGCACGAGAGCUCACUGAACUGUUGCGGGUGAAGAUCCAGGAUGAUGGUGACCUAUUGCUUGCCAUGCGCGUGCUAGAGGAUUGCCGACGCUUCUUCCGUGCGCUGUCACUGGUGGCCGAAGGUCGAGGCAGUUCGAGCUUUCAACUGCUGGAGGACUUGUCACAGCUGAAAGAGUGA